This is a messenger RNA of Aplosporella prunicola CBS 121167, 2242 nucleotides long. RefSeq lists its product as uncharacterized. The record is from RefSeq and is a predicted model, not a curated record. Gene Ontology annotation, biological process: protein import into mitochondrial matrix. Gene Ontology annotation, molecular function: protein-folding chaperone binding. The coding region runs from base 93 to 1748 and encodes 551 amino acids. The transcript has 2 exons. Lineage: Eukaryota; Fungi; Ascomycota; Dothideomycetes; Botryosphaeriales; Aplosporellaceae. Gene Ontology annotation, cellular component: mitochondrial inner membrane.
CUUUCCCGCCGCCCGCCCCAGCUCUCUCCACCUUUUUUCAUCUCCGCAAGUCAAUUCCCGGCUCUGCAUCCUUUUAAUUCAGUGCGCCUAGCAUGAAGGCCUUCACCAACAGCUCUCUUGGAGCGCGCGCCGGAGCCGCCGCCAGAUCUUCUCUGGCAUCCCAAUCAUACGGCCGCUCAGUGGCUUAUAGGCGGUUAUCCACCGCCCUGCUUCAGUCGCAGCGCUCUGCAUCGUCUCCUGUCGCCUCUUCGCAGCUUUCUCUUCCUUAUCUCCAGACCCAGCUCCAGCCUCAAGACAUCCUUCUCCGGUCAUCCGCCGCCUACGUCAGGCAUUUUUCCUCCCAAUCAAGAUUGAACGCCGACACCAAGAGGCCCCAGCCCGCCGAGCCCCAGGCCAAGGCUCCGAAGGACAGCGCAAAGAAGGAGAGCAAGAAGACCUCCGAGACCGGCGAGCAGAAGGAAGAAGGCGAGCCGAAAGCGGAAGGUGAGCAAAAGGCGGAAGGUGAGCAAAAAGCGGAAGGUGAGCAGAAUGCGGAAGGCGAGCAGAAGGAAGGUGGAAAGAAGGAGGCUCCUCCUCCUCCGCCGCCGCAUGGAGACAAGACCCCUUGGCAGGUCUUCACCGAGACGCUGCAGUCCGAGUUCAAGGCGUCGAAGGAAUGGAACGAAAGCACCAAGGCUCUCGCCUCGGGCUACAACGACUUCACGCAGAACGAGAACGUGAGGCGCGCGCGUGGCGCGUACAGCAAGGCGACUGAGGCUGCGUCAUCUACAACUGGCGCGGCAUUGAAGACCACCGCCACCGCUGUCGGUAAGGGUGCUGCUUGGACUUGGGACACCACUGUGGUGAAGGGCAUUAGGAAGGGCGCGAAUGCGACGGGCCGUGGUCUGGAGAAGGUAACGAGGCCUGUGCGCGAAACCGAGGCGUACAAGAACGUGAAGGAGGUCAUUGAUGAUGGCAGCUCGUCCCGGUACGGUGGUUGGGUCGAGAAGGAGGAGCGGAGGAAGAAGCGUGAAGAACGCGACAUCAAGAUGGGCAGACCUAAGACGGUCGAAAACAUGGAGGAGGACCCAGACGCCGGCACCAACGUCACCCUGCACAAGGACGCUGCAUGGAAGGAGUCCUGGCGCGACUUCCGCGACUCUUCUCGCCUGAUGCAGUCUCUCUUCACCAUGAAGGAGCAGUACCGCGAGUCCGAGAACCCGCUAAUCAGCACGGCACGUAGCAUCUCCGACCGUGUCGCUGGCUUCUUCGCCGAGAACGAGACGGCCAUGGUCAUUAAGAAGUUCAAGGAGAUGGACCCCACCUUCCAGCUCGAGCCCUUCCUGACCGAGAUGCGCGAGUACAUCCUCCCCGAGGUCUUGGACGCAUACGUCAAGGGCGACGUCGAGGUGCUCAAGCUUUGGCUGUCUGCGGCGCAAUACCAAGUCUAUGCUGCGCUGAUGCAGCAAUACACCACCGCGGGCCUCAAGUCGGACGGCAGGAUCCUGGACAUCAGGAACGUUGAGAUCCUCAACGCCAGACUGCUGGACCCUGGUGAGAUUCCCGUUUUCAUCGUCACCUGCCGCACGCAGGAGGUGCACGUGUACAAGAACGCGAAGAGCGGCGAGCUCGCUGCCGGCAUGGAGGACAAGGUGCAGCAGGUAACGUACGCCAUCGGCGUCACCAGGAUCCCCGAGGACGUGAACAACCCCGAGACUCGCGGCUGGCGCUUGAUUGAGCUGCAGAAGAGCGGCAGGGAUUACAUCUAGAUGCGCUCCAUCUAGCUAUGUAAAUCUUUCCCCCUUCAAAAAUCACCCACAGUCCUCCUUUUCCGCGUAAAAAUAAAUACCUCACACCCAUGUCGGCCAUUCUUGUUCCCAAGCAUUAUUCGGCAACCACUCUUUGCGUUUAAUGCGGUAUCGGCGGGCAUUUCACGGCGUAUGAUCCACGAAGAAAAAAGUGCCUUUUUGAGCAGAGCAAGGAGGCGGUGGCCAUGUUGUUGAUUCCCCACUACGUGUACUAUUAUAUCGCCCCGGCAUCCUUGGUGGGAGGAGUUGUGGUGCACAGGCGGGCGACGGGCCGCCAAGUGCGAUUUCCUACUUACUACUACUAACUUCCCCCCUCAUGUACAUUAUGUGCUUUGUUCGCUGUUGUUGUUAUACCUCUAUGGAGAUGCGGUGGGCUUUGGAUUCGGGGUGUGGGAUGCUGAGGAAGAGACGGGCGAAAGAGUGGCGGCCUGAAUUCGAGACGACUUUCUCCUGUG